GCGUGAACAUGUUUUCUUCCAGUUUGAUUAGAUGAUUUUCCGUAGCGAGAUGCGGCUUCAGCUCAUGGAGUCUGCCGUAAUUGUUGGUUUUUAUUGUUAUAUGUGCUAUUUUUGGAACCAAAACUUCGUAAAGGAUACAAAGCACUUUAAUAUUUUAGGUUGUUCCGUGUGUGCAAUGCUUCUUAUGUCCCUUCAUCAAGUUGUACCAGUCAUUCAUAGAAAAGCUUCCAAAGAUCAGGAAACAGCGGACCAACCUCAGGUGUACAGGAACAAGAGUGAUCCUGGGUUAUGGUGCAGCCUGUUGAUACCACUGGCUCUCACCACAAACUUGUGUUUAUACCCAGAAGUGGACAAAAUGCCGGUGAUGUUGGCCCUUGUUUUCGUGGCACUACAUUUAGUUCACUUUAACCCAUCCACUGUGACUCAGUUAACUUGUGCUGGACUUCUCUACUGGUUGAGGGAAGAUUUUCUUUCAAAAGAACGACCAGAGCAAGCUGUGUUUGUUGGACUGUGUGUGCUUGUUUAUAUCCUGCUGGGUAAAAUACCAGGUGUAUUUCCCCAGUCCUUUACUGAUGGGGAGCUAGCUGUCUGUUUACAAUCUGUAAUCAUCCCUCUCUACCCAGUUCUGGUGAUCUCAUACAAAGCGUUACAGAGAGGCGUCACCAACAUAAGUUUACCCACAAGUAUCUCCAUCUCACUGUUAGCCUAUGCAGGGGUGAUGAUGGGGAGUUUGUUUAUCUGCACAAUCCGCACCAGAAACAGCGCUGUGCGCUUUCUGUUGUCCUAUGGACUGGCAUUGGUAGCUGUUUUAUUCCUGUCGGUGAAGCUGUUUGGUUCACCACUGCCAUACAGAGUGCUUCUACAUUUUUUAAUGGAGUCUAAAGUCCGGGUUUAUCUCCUUGUUUGGUGGAGCGUUCUCGUGCUGAUCAGUCUGUGUGUUACGAUGCUGAACCAGAACAACAAACCUUCUAAAGGUCGGACUCGGGUCCGGAAGAUAUUUCACAUCCUGAUCCUUGGCGUGUACGUACCAGGGCUACUGUAUGAUGCAGUUCUCUUGUUUACAGCCUCUUGGGUGGCUCUGGGAUGCUUGAUCAUAGCAGAGACCGUAAGACUGCUGCAAGUUCCUGUCUUUGGCCCACUUCUCCAGAAGUGUUACUCCGUGUUCCUAAGUGCCCAGGACGAAGGGAGGCUGAUCCUGACCCCCAUCUACCUCCUCGUGGGUUUCUCCCUCCCUCUGUGGAUCCACACAUUCCAGUGGUGUGAUUUCUCUGAUGUCCUGCCACUGUUUGCCGGGCUUUUGUCUGUUGGUGUUGGAGAUACUAUGGCCUCUGUUGUUGGCAGUACCAUUGGGAAGCACAAAAUAUUUGGAAGUCAUAAAACAGUUGAAGGGACAGUGGCAUCCAUUAUAUUUCAACUCAUUUUUAUCUUCAUCAAACCAUAUUUUUCACCUGUUGAUGUUCUGCACAAUCGUUUAGUGCCUGUGACGGGGAUCGUAGCAGCGACCUCCCUCCUCGAGGCGUCCACAUCACAGAUAGACAACCACGUACUGCCGCUAUUUAUGUAUAAUCUGUUGAUCACACUGAAGUCAUGAUACAAACUGAUUAACUUUUAAGACAUUCUAGACAAUCAAUAUUGAUAUUUUUUGUGAUUUCCACGAGAGGGAAAAUAUCAGAGAGAGAAUAUACAGUAGAACCAUA
Messenger RNA from Ostrea edulis (European flat oyster), 1697 nucleotides. Its product is annotated as dolichol kinase-like. NCBI's taxonomy places the organism in Eukaryota, Metazoa, Mollusca, Bivalvia, Ostreida, Ostreidae. Gene Ontology annotation, molecular function: dolichol kinase activity. The transcript is spliced from 12 exons. Gene Ontology annotation, cellular component: endoplasmic reticulum membrane. Bases 32 to 1591 code for a protein of 519 amino acids. Gene Ontology annotation, biological process: dolichyl monophosphate biosynthetic process. The record is from RefSeq and is a predicted model, not a curated record.